AGGCACUCAGCUCCCAGCCCUCCACCUCACCAUGGCCGCAAAGGUAGACAGUAGCCCCAGGGGGGUCCCCAGCAGUGGCUCCAACCUGGGUGCCACCCGAGAGCACACGCAGGCGGUCACCCGAAACUACAUCACCCACCCCCGUGUCACCUACAGGACCGUGUGCAGCGUCAACGGGCCCCUGGUGGUGCUGGACCAGGUCAAGUUUGCCCAGUAUGCUGAGAUCGUCAACUUCACCCUCCCCAAUGGGACUCAGAGGAACGGGCAAGUGCUUGAGGUGGCUGGGACCAAGGCAAUUGUUCAGGUGUUUGAAGGGACCUCUGGGAUCGAUGCCCAGAAGACCACCUGCGAAUUCACAGGGGACAUCCUACGGACUCCAGUGUCGGAGGACAUGCUGGGUCGGGUUUUCAAUGGCUCUGGCAAACCCAUUGACAAGGGGCCAGUGGUCAUGGCAGAGGACUUCCUGGAUAUCAAUGGCCAGCCCAUCAACCCCCACAACCGCAUCUACCCGGAGGAGAUGAUUCAGACGGGCAUCUCGCCCAUUGACGUCAUGAACAGCAUUGCCCGUGGCCAGAAGAUCCCCAUCUUCUCAGCAGCUGGGCUCCCCCACAAUGAGAUCGCUGCCCAGAUCUGCCGCCAGGCUGGGCUGGUGAAGAAAUCCAAGGCCGUGCUGGACUACCAUGAUGACAACUUUGCCAUCGUCUUUGCAGCCAUGGGGGUGAACAUGGAGACAGCCAGGUUCUUCAAGUCCGACUUCGAGCAGAACGGUACCAUGGGCAAUGUCUGCCUCUUCCUGAACUUGGCCAACGACCCCACGAUCGAGCGGAUCAUCACCCCGCGCCUGGCACUGACCACGGCUGAAUUCCUUGCCUACCAGUGUGAGAAGCACGUGCUGGUCAUACUGACGGACAUGAGUUCCUACGCAGAGGCCUUGCGGGAGGUCUCAGCUGCCAGAGAGGAGGUGCCCGGGCGCCGAGGCUUCCCCGGGUACAUGUACACAGACCUGGCCACCAUCUAUGAGCGGGCAGGCCGUGUGGAGGGCCGGGGCGGGUCCAUCACUCAGGUCCCCAUCCUCACCAUGCCCAAUGACGACAUCACCCACCCGAUUCCAGACCUGACGGGCUUCAUCACAGAGGGACAGAUCUACGUGGACAGACAGCUUCAUAACAGACAGAUCUACCCCCCCAUCAACGUCCUCCCUUCCCUCUCGCGGCUGAUGAAGUCCGCCAUUGGGGAGGGCAUGACGAGAAAGGACCAUGGAGAUGUCUCCAACCAGCUGUAUGCCUGCUACGCCGUCGGGAAGGACGUGCAGGCCAUGAAGGCAGUGGUGGGGGAGGAGGCGCUCCUUUCCGAGGACCUGCUCUACCUGGAAUUCCUGCAGAAAUUUGAGAAGAACUUCAUCAACCAGGGUCCCUACGAGAAACGCUCGGUGUUCGAGUCUUUGGACCUGGGGUGGAAGCUGUUGCGCAUCUUCCCCAAGGAGAUGCUGAAGCGCAUCCCGCAGAACAUUAUUGAUGAAUUCUACUCCCGCGAGGGGGCGCCGCCGGACCCCGAGCCCGACACGGCGCUUUAG
This is a messenger RNA of Delphinapterus leucas (beluga whale), 1573 nucleotides long. The record is from RefSeq and is a predicted model, not a curated record. NCBI's taxonomy places the organism in Eukaryota, Metazoa, Chordata, Mammalia, Artiodactyla, Monodontidae.